AUGGCACAGCCGGCAACAGAAGGUGGUGGUGGUGUUGUUGUUGGUGGAGGAGGAGAAGGAGGAGGAGGAGGAGGGAGGCAGCAACAACGGCAGCAGCAGGGUGUUGGACAGAUGCUGACGGGAAUUAUAAGAGUGGCAGUGUUUUGGUAUUUCGCAUCCAAAUUCUUCGGACCUAAAAAAAGCCCUACUCAAACCUCUAAUCAGAUCUCCAAUCUCUUCCACAAAGGAGAACCUUUGGAUAUGUGGUUAUACCUUUCAGAGAAGGAACAUUUUAAUGAUUUUGGAAGUGAAGGAUCACUUUUUUGGUAUGAGACAAAUAUACCUUAUGCAGUUUGGGGUCCAGACAGUACCAGGUCUAUAUCAUUGAAGUACUAUCCUUCUGAGGCUUUAAAGCAUAAUGGGAGUCUUUAUGCUCAUGUUUUCUUUGCACGUUCUGGUUACCCACCAGAUCCCAACGAUCCUGAAUACCAGCCUUUCGCUGCCUUUGGGCGGACCCACGCUGUUGUAACCUAUUUGCCCAAGAAAAGAACCGACAAAAGGAAGAGCCUGUUGGGGAAUUCAGAAGCCCCUAGUGAUGGUGAAAGUAUCUCUGAGGUAACUGACGAUGAUCAAGUUGAAAACAGAGAACGCGGACCAGUUGAAUGGAUUUCAUAUUGGAAACCGAAUAUUACAAUCAAUUUGGCUGAUGAUUUCACGGGAUAUUCUCAAAAUGCAGUUCCACCAAAUAUAGCGCCUUUCUUGAACAUCGAGCCCAGCACAGGAAACUACUAUCCAACCAUCUUCUUCAAUGAGUUUUGGUUGCUUAAAGAUAAGUUAAUACCGUUAAAUGAGACGGUGAAUGAGUUGCCACUGCACUUAGAGGUGGGUCCCAUAAGCAUGACCAAGUGGCAACUAUUCUUGCAGAUUGAUCAAUCAUUCCAAAUUCACCGGAACUAUGGGAGCAUGCUUGAAGGUGAAGCUGAUGAACUCAAGAGAGUUUUUCUAGAAGGAAAUCCAUACCUUCUGGCCAUUACCAUGGUGGUUUCACUCCUACAUUCUGUGUUCGACUUCUUGGCUUUCAAGAAUGAUAUUCAGUUUUGGAAUAAAAAUAAGUCCAUGGAAGGACUCUCUGCAAAGUCCGUUAUUGUGAACUUUAUAUGUCAGCUCGUUGUCUUCCUCUACCUGCUUGACAAUGAGACUUCAUGGAUGAUACUUGCAAGUUCUGGCAUUGGGUGUUGUAUUGAGUUCUGGAAAAUAGGAAAAGCUAUGCACAUUGAGAUUGACAGGUCUGGUAAGAUACCAAUGUUGAGGUUCCGAGACCGGGAGUCUUAUGCUAAAAACAAGACGAAGGAAUACGAUGAUCUUGCAAUGAAGUAUCUUUCGUAUAUACUCUUCUUUCUUGUUGUCUGUUUCUCUCUAUACUCUUUGAAGUAUGAUCGCCACAAGAGUUGGUAUUCUUUUAUACUUUCAUCCCUUACAAGCUGCGUUUAUAUGUUUGGCUUUAUUAUGAUGUGCCCCCAGUUGUUCAUCAACUAUAAGCUGAAGUCUGUCGCGCAUUUACCUUGGAGGCAGAUGACCUACAAGUUUCUGAAUACAAUUAUUGAUGAUCUCUUUGCAUUUGUAAUUAAAAUGCCAACACUACAUCGACUUUCUGUGUUCCGUGAUGAUCUUAUAUUUUUGAUAUAUCUAUAUCAAAGAUGGGCCUAUCCCGUUGAUAGGAAACGGGUGAAUGAGUUUGGUUUUGCCGCGGAAGGGGAUCAGGCUUCUACUACUGAUGCAGCUGAACAAAAGGAAGAUGAGAAGAAAACUAACUGA
This is a messenger RNA of Fraxinus pennsylvanica, 1794 nucleotides long. NCBI's taxonomy places the organism in Eukaryota, Viridiplantae, Streptophyta, Magnoliopsida, Lamiales, Oleaceae. The record is from the annotation of a GenBank genome assembly.